AUGCCAAUUGCUCCUAUCACAGGUACUCUCAAAAAGCGUAUGAUCGUUGACAUUGGUUUAGCCUUUGUUAUUGGAUCCGCCGGUGCUUCUUAUUGGUGGUGGGGUUUCCACCAAAACGCAGUUGAAACAAGAGAAGCAUGGUAUGCUGCUCAAGCCGAAAGAAGAAAGGCUGAAGAGUAA
Messenger RNA from Ascoidea rubescens DSM 1968, 180 nucleotides. It is a transcript of the gene COX9, whose product is annotated as cytochrome c oxidase subunit VIIa. Bases 1 to 180 code for a protein of 59 amino acids. The transcript is spliced from 2 exons. The record is from RefSeq and is a predicted model, not a curated record. Gene Ontology annotation, biological process: mitochondrial electron transport, cytochrome c to oxygen. Lineage: Eukaryota; Fungi; Ascomycota; Saccharomycetes; Ascoideales; Ascoideaceae.